Messenger RNA from Malus domestica (apple), 1005 nucleotides. NCBI's taxonomy places the organism in Eukaryota, Viridiplantae, Streptophyta, Magnoliopsida, Rosales, Rosaceae. The record is from RefSeq and is a predicted model, not a curated record.
AUGGCUUCCACCGGGAAUCAAAAUCCGCCGCCGCAGCAGCAACCGCCGCCCUCGGCCGCUGCUGCGUCGUUUCUCGCCGCUUCCACUUCCUCGUCCCCCAAGUCGAAAACGUUGUCGUCCGUGUCGACUGCUCCGCCUCCUCGUCUUCCUCCUCCGACAAGUCUCGGACCCCCUAGAUCGGAGUCUAGCGUCCUAAAAAAAUGGGCGAUUUUUCAAAAUUUUUCCGAUUGGAAAAAAUGGGCGCUUUUUGUUUUGUAUAACCCUAGGCUAGGUGUCCUCAUUCUUCCCUUCAAGGACCACUCCAGUUCAAAUCCUCCCUUAGACCUCUCUUCUCCUUGCGCCUCCUUCACUCACAGUCAGUCACCACCACUCACCACUCCACUCUCGCAACCCCACAGCCGCAGCCUCGCAGCCUUUGGAGCCCCAACUGUAGUCUGCAGCACACCUCAACGGCUCAACGCUUUCGCCCUCAAGCACUCGCUCGCUUCACCGUCGACAGCCGUCACGGCUCACAGUGAUUCCGAGAUAUCACAGUUGAUCACUCAUCGUCGGGGUGUGAUCAAUGCGUCUCUAGCAUUUUCAGCACCUACUGUUUCAGCCAUGAGUGCUCCAUUGAUUGGGGAGCCUACACCCCUUACUAAGGCUACUCCUGAGGCAUCCCAAGUGCUUGCAUCAUUGACGUCAUCAGUGUCGGUUUAGUAUCUCAGUGCUGCCCAGGAAGCAGCCGGGGAUGCUCGGGAAGCCUAGAUUGCAGCCUAGUUUUCGGCCUACGACGAGAAGAUGAGCAUGAUCUUACGAGCCUUACAGAUGUUCGGCCUCCAAAUCCCGAUGCCAGCACUUGAUCUUGCUCCACCUUCGACCUCCCAGCCACUUUGCCCAACCUAUACCUAGUAGCCUGAUGUAUCAAACCUAGAAGACCACUUGUUGUAGUUUUUUCUUUUUUGUUCGGACAUCUUGUAUGUACAUUUUCAUAUAUUUUAUAAUUAAAUACCUUUUCUUGGUUUA